CGCAGCGACGUUACAGACUUCCGUAUUUGCAUUGCAUCUGACAUGCGCCUAUCAAUAGUUCGUUUCUGUUACAGUUAAUUAGCCGUACGACACACCAAAUAUUUGCCGUACGGCGGUGAACUCUUUCCGACGAGAAUGGACAACUGAAUCAUAUCAUGUAUAUCCCACUGUUCUUUCAACGUUUGUUUCUUCAACUCAUUCUUCACUUCUAAUUUCCAAAAUGGCUACCUUCGAUGUUGAAAUUACCCUACCUACUCAGACAGCCCCAAGCUAUGACCAAUUGGUCGUUGGUAAGAAGUCGCCAUUGACAUCUGAUCUUGAAGAGUUUCGUGGAAUUCCAUUUGGAUUCGUGCCUGGAAGAUGGAGGCAUUCAGAACUCCGUGUCUCGUUGCCAUCAGAUAAAUAUGAUGCAACUCGGAAUGGCCCCAAAUGUCCCCAAUCUCCAGAACCAAACAAUUCUGAGACAUUUCAAUCUCACGUGGACUUUCCGAGCGAUGUCACUGAAUCCGAAUUCGAGUGUCUCAAUCUUUUCAUCAUUCGACCGAGUAAGGAGGCAUUGUCCAGAUUUGGAAAGGAGAACGAAAACCUUCCCGUUCUCAUCUGGAUCCAUGGAGGUGCCUUUGGAUUUGGGGCUGGGACAGAUCCUAUGUGGGAUCCAAGCAGACUUAUACUAGAGUCUCUUGCACUGGGAACUCCUUUCAUUGCUGUGAACUUGAACUACAGACUCAAUUUGUUUGGAUUUGCUGCUUCCUCUGAGUUGCUCGAUGAUCAAACUGGAGGAGCAAGAAAAGGUUGCAAUUUUGGUCUCCGUGAUCAACAAAUUGGUAUUCAAUGGAUUUCCAAGAAUAUCGGUUAUUUUGGUGGAGACUCCACGAAAAUCACACUAAGUGGACAGUCUGCAGGAGCAGCAUCGACUCAUACCCACACGCUUUCUGCCAAGCAACAUCCGGAGGCACCACUAUUCAGGAGAUCUAUCUUUCAGUCAGGCUCUCUGGGCUGCCUUGGACCUUCUCCGCUUAGCCAUGCAAACGAAAACUGGGACACCCUGUGUCAGCACUUGGGCUUUGAGAAAGAUGAUCGGGUCUCUAGGCUUGAAAAGCUUCGGACACUUCCGCCAGAGGAGCUUCUGAGAGCUCAAAAAGAACUUGGAUGGAUGGCAUUUCAGGUUAUCAUCGAUGGUGCUUCAUUUACUGCUACCGAUGGAGAGUGUGAAGUAUUCAUCGACCUUGAUGGUGGUCGUGGAGCAUACGAUAUCAGCAAGACCUCAGGAGAAGCCAUUGAGAUACUUAUUGGGGACACAGAUGUAGAGGCAAGCAUAUUUGCCAGCCAAAUCUAUAAAAUCAACAACUUUGAGCAAGCUCAGGCACUAUUCAAAGCAGAGUUCCCAACGCCGUCUGCCGCCGAGGACAUACUGAAUGCGUAUGGAAUAAGCUGCAAAACACCACUCGAUACUGUACACCGUCAACUCUUCCGUUUUGUGGGAGAUGUUAUGUUUGGCUUACCCCUCUUCAAAGCACGGAAUUUCUUCACUACCAAGCAGGAAAAGUCAGAGACUACAGGCGACAUUGAAGAGCCAAGAUUCUAUCAUCCAACGCAAGUCCAGUCCUACAAAGUAAAAUUCGGUAAUCCGUUUCUUGGCCCAAGCCAUGAUGUUUCACAUCACUGCGUCGAACUCAUCUACCUAUUCGAUGCCUUCCACGAUGAUCUCGUCAAAAUCGACCAUAUCGAACACGCUACUGCAGAUCAAUUAACGCCACCUUUAUCUUCCUCAUCUUCAAGCGCAUCACUCAACAGGAUCGACGAUAGUAUAUCUCCGAAUACUGCUCCAGAACCAGCUACUCAGCCGACGACACGCAAGAAGAGACCCAACAUUGCUUUGAAGAAAGACAUCCAAAGACAUUGGAUACAGUUCAUAACGAAAGAAGAAAGUUCAAUCGUUGAAGACGAGAUUACAGUCUAUAACACAGAUCGGGAGAUUUAUACCGAAAGCUUGUCUGGAGAUAAUGAGUGGAUUGAGGAAGCGAAGCGCUUUGAGAUGCUGGCGAGGUAUCCGGAGGCGAACAGGAAAGUACUGAAGAGACUUACACAGAAAUUGCUUAUCUAGCGAUGAAGAAAACUCAUGAAUAUAAUGAGACGGAAGUAACUGCACAUGAGAAUUCACCACACUGGAACUGGACUUCGUCGUGCUCUGGGUCUAGUCCUUCAAAUUUCAUUUCCCUAGUCAGAAUCUGUAAAGUGUAAUCCCU
Messenger RNA from Mollisia scopiformis, 2246 nucleotides. RefSeq names its product putative carboxylesterase. The coding region runs from base 221 to 2104 and encodes 627 amino acids. The record is from RefSeq and is a predicted model, not a curated record. Lineage: Eukaryota; Fungi; Ascomycota; Leotiomycetes; Helotiales; Mollisiaceae. The transcript is spliced from 4 exons.